GCUGAAAAGUGUUGUGUCAUUCUGGUCACUGGGUACGUGUGCUACUUUUGAGCCCUAUAAAUUACUCCUUUUUCUUUCGUGACUUUCUAGUUGCAAGUCAUUCUUGCGCUUAAUAUCUACUAAACUGCACUAAACUGAAGACAGAGCAAAAUCUAAUGUGUAUCUUUCGCCAUCACUCGACAUAUGAACUACAGAUUUUUUAAGAAGAAAACUAUUUUAUCUCCUACUGAAAAAAAGAACAAGUAAAGGCUACAAUACAACUACAAGGAAUGAAAGGAAGUUAUUUGUUUUUACUGUUUCUGGCUUACCAAUUGAAGACGACAUGUAUGGCAGCGCGCAUCCUGGUUUUGUCUCCGCUGGGUCCACGAAGUCACAUCAAUUCCUUGAUGCCGAUGGUUGAAACGUUGGCAGAAAACGGACACCAGUUAACCGUCGUGACGUCUUCUUCUCCCAAAACUUUGUCACCAAAUAUCCACAAAAUAGUUGUUGACGAACUGAUUGAAUUUGUUGACGUAACGUGGUAUGACUUUAUGGAACAUGGCAUCAUCUUUAACUCCAUAGGCAUGUUCAUGUUUUUCCGCUCAACUAUGACCCCUGCUUACGAAAAAUUUAUGGCAAACAAACAAAUUCAAGAAAUCAAACAAAACAAAAACUAUGAUAUCGUCAUAGUGGACGCGAUCGUCAACGAAUUUAGCCUUCCCCUUGUCGAUCAUCUAGGAAUCCCUUUUAUAUUCUUUGAUCCUGGACCUGGAAUGUUUUGGAGUUUGGCAGCGAAGGGUGUCAGUCACGAUUAUGCAAGCAUACCGCCGCUGCUUGGUAGCUACUCCAGUCAGAUGACGUUCUUUGAGAGGAUGACAAAUUUCGUGGUAACCGAAGGAUUUCUAGUAUUGCGAAAGUUUUACUUGCUGGCGGCUUUAGACCAACUAGCUAAAAAGGAUUUCCCAGCAACACGACCUAUAUCUGAAAUUGAAAGGAACGCUGAACUUACUUUUGCAAAUAUUCAUCCGGCAUCCAGUUGGACACGUUCACUUCCGCCGACAUUUAUUCCUGUUCCUGCCAUGCACGUUAGACCUACCAUGCCGCUACCACAGGAUUUUAAGACUUUUGCUGAUGAAGCAGAACAUGGCUUGAUUUUAUUUACCCUUGGAUCGAAUUCUCAAGUAUCCUCUAUGCCAGUUCACAUCCAGGAAAUAUUUCUCCGCGUUUUUGCUCGUCUUCCGCAACGAAUUAUUUGGAAAUGGGAAAUGGAUAGCCUUUCCCAAUUACCAAAUAACGUUAAGAUGGUUGAUUGGCUUCCUCAGCAGGAUCUCCUAGGCCACAAAAACACUCGACUAUUCAUCGCACACGGUGGUUUAAUGGGAAUUCAAGAGACAAUCUACCAUCAAGUACCAGUUUUGGGCUUACCCUUAGGAAGAGACCAGCGCACUCUCCUUAUUAAGGCCAAUCAAGAAGGCUAUGCCCUAAAGCUUGAAUGGGAAGAUUUAACUGAAGAGCUGCUGUAUGAAUCUAUUCAGAAAAUUAUAAAUCAGCCAAGCUUCAAGAAUAAUGCUACCCGACUGUCCCACCUGAUGCAUGAUGAACUGAUGCCAUCAAGAAAAGUAGCUGCCUAUUGGGUAGAACACGUCCUUCGUCACGGCGGACCAAAACACCCUCAAAGUAAAGACAUGCCGUUUUAUCAAGUUUAUCUGCUUGAUGUGUGGCUCUUUUUGUUUGUGUCUUUGGUGUUCACAAUGUUUGCAUCCUAUAAAUUUGGGGCAUUGAUUCUUCGAAGACUUACAAGGUCAAAACUUAAAACACAUUAACGUGUCAGGCGAAAUAUCUGAAUAAAUAAAGAAAUAAAAAUUUA
This is a messenger RNA of Daphnia pulex (common water flea), 1846 nucleotides long. RefSeq names its product UDP-glycosyltransferase UGT5-like. Bases 270 to 1802 code for a protein of 510 amino acids. The transcript has 7 exons. The record is from RefSeq and is a predicted model, not a curated record. Lineage: Eukaryota; Metazoa; Arthropoda; Branchiopoda; Diplostraca; Daphniidae. Gene Ontology annotation, molecular function: UDP-glycosyltransferase activity.